AUGCAUACUGAUGAGGAUUCCAGUAGGCCGCGGGAUGCCCCUUCUGAGUCCGCUCCAGUUAGGCGUUCUAAUUUCAGACCGUUUCACUGGCAGCGGGCUUCCAAGGUGUGGGAAGAUCGGUUUCUCGGAAGUCUCCAGUCCAACCACUUCCACAAUCGCCACACAGCCGCACACACCAUUGGAAAAAGGCACAGCUUUGCUGGUCAGCACUUCCCCUCCAGGUUUACCAGUUUCGAAUCAAUCCCGAAUAACCUAGUCAAGUCAAAAUCCCAAGUUGGCAGCAGUAUGAACAGCAUAAAGGAGCACCUCUUCAGCAUGAUUGCACCCGACUCAAAUAAGCUUAGCCUGAAAUUCUUCGGAACAAAACAAGCCGUGCACUGGGAGCAGAGGAGAAUGCUUAACCAACACGUGUGGGUUAUACAUCCGUAUAGUCGUUUCAAGAUUUACUGGAAUAUAACAAUGCUUGUUUUGUUGAUGUCAAAUCUAGUCAGCCUGCCAAUAGCGAUCGCCUUCAACCUACGGUACAGGAGCCCAGUAUGGCUGUGCUACAGCUGCUGUUCGGAUUUUCUUUUUAUCAUUGACAUUAUGGUAAACUUCAGAACAGGUUUUGUAAGAGAAAGCAUGGCGGAUGACAUUGUCUUGGAACCGAAGUUAAUUGUGCGAGAGUAUCUACGCAAGUGGUUCAUCUUGGACUUUGUAUCUGCCUUGCCUCUUGAUUAUGUUCUACUAGCUUUUGAUAAAGGCACGGAACAAAUCGCACAAGCAGGCCAAGCACUGAAGAUUCUCAGACUGGCAAAGCUGCUGAGUCUUUUGCGUCUUUUUCGGCUUUCUCGACUCCUGCGAUAUGUCGGUGAAUGGGAGAAGCUAGAGCAACGCCUAACCUGCAAAGUAGCUUCUUCUUCGCAUGCUUUUCAGUUCAUGAAUAUUGCCGGCAAAUUUAUCGGGAUUCUGAAGUUGAUUCUGCUGAUGCUGCUUCUGGGUCAUUGGAACGCCUGUUUACAAUUUUUCAUCCCAAGUCUAAUGGAUUUUCCCAUAGACAGCUGGGUGACCAAAUGCCGACUGCAGGUCAGUCUUUCAAUUAAUGCCUACGUGCUUAUUCUUUGCCUCGGUAAGUACACACGAGAUUAG
Molecule: messenger RNA, 1128 nt
Organism: Mesocestoides corti
Lineage: Eukaryota; Metazoa; Platyhelminthes; Cestoda; Cyclophyllidea; Mesocestoididae
Source: the annotation of a GenBank genome assembly